Pseudovirgaria hyperparasitica is the source of this 600-nucleotide messenger RNA. RefSeq lists its product as uncharacterized. Gene Ontology annotation, cellular component: mitochondrial large ribosomal subunit. The record is from RefSeq and is a predicted model, not a curated record. The coding region runs from base 1 to 600 and encodes 199 amino acids. NCBI's taxonomy places the organism in Eukaryota, Fungi, Ascomycota, Dothideomycetes, Acrospermales, Acrospermaceae. The transcript is spliced from 2 exons. Gene Ontology annotation, molecular function: structural constituent of ribosome.
AUGGUUACAAUCGCGACCAUUCAACCAGCGCCAACGCUCCCUUCACGUCUCCUCCGCUUCUUCGCGAAAUACCCACCCGUCCCAAUCGCUCGCAAGCUCGCUGAGACCGGCGCUUAUGAGAGCGCAGACUUGGACUUGGAUAAAUCAACAGUCUCGACAGAAACCACUUCUUUGGCAUUCGAUACAACAGCCCUUACGGCAACAUCCUCCUGUAAGCAUUCUCGUAAAGAGUGUGAUGGCUCUCUUCCGUACCGCUCGCCCUUCGCACCGCAAAAAAACUUCGUGACAGGCAAAUGGCGCGGUCCGAUAUAUGGUCUCCGUCAACAGGCCGACAUCUGCAAGCUAGCGCGGGCAUAUGAAGUGGAAGACUGGUUACCAUGGAGUAUUAAGAAACAGGGCGAGCGCGAGAAGCGGCGUAUUGAGAGAGGGCUACAGGUACGAGGUACUGGUGUGGGUCAGAAGCCAAAAGGAAAGAAAUGGGAGAGACAGUUGGGACCGAAGCUGGAGAAGAGGAGACAGGCAAUGCUAGAGAUGCCACAAUUAAUCAAGGAGUGGAGACUAGCUGGACGAUCCAGAGGUUGGAAGAAGUGGCCGAAAUAA